AUGGAAGAGGAAGAAGCUCCAGGGAGUGUCAAAGUAAUUUGUAGAUUCCGCCCUUUAAAUGACAAAGAAAAGCAAAUGAAUGAAGGAGUCAGCAUAAAUUUCUUAAUUCACCUUUUAUUUAAUACAGAACAAAAUCUAGAGAUUAUAAGGUAUCUAUAUGAUUUUAUUUUAAUUUUUUUGAAUCUAUUUUGAUUAUAUUACAAGAUCUAAAAUAUUUUCUAUUACUUAUAAAUAGAUUAUUUGCUUAAUUUAUAUUCUUAAAUAAAAAAAUACGAAACAAACCUUUUUAUAAAAUUUUAAAAAUAACCUGAUAAUAUGACAAAAUUGCUCACUAUAAAUUAUGGGAGGGUUUAGAAGACAACAAAACAGUUAUAGUGAAAUCAGACCCUACACUAAGAUUCACCUACGACUACGUUUUUACCCCAUUUUCUCUCCAGCAGCAAGUUUACGAUGCUUCUGCAAGCCCUAUUGUUGACGCAGUCAUGCAAGGAUUUAACGGUACUGUAUUUGCUUAUGGACAAACAUCUUCAGGAAAAACAUUCACUAUGACAGGUCCCGAUUUAUUUGAUCCUAACAUGAUGGGAAUUAUUCCUCGCAUGAUAGGAGACGUCUUUUCUAAAAUCCAAAACUCAAGCAGUAACUUAGAAUUUACUCUGAAGGUCGGAUAUUGCGAAAUUUAUAUGGAAAAAAUUAAGGACCUGUUAAAUGUAAAUAAAGUUAAUUUGAAGGUGCAUGAAGAUAGGACAAGAGGGGUUUAUAUUGAAGGGCUUACUGAGAAAUAUGCUUCUUCUAGUGAAGAAGUCUAUCAUCUAAUGAAAGUUGGGACUGAAAAUAGAGAAGUUGCCUAUACCAAUAUGAAUGCAGGGUCAUCUAGGUCACAUUCGAUUUUUAUAGUGACGAUCACUCAGACAAAUUCCAGUGAUUAUUCAGCUAAAGUGGGGAAACUUUAUUUAGUAGAUCUAGCUGGCUCAGAAAAAGUGGGAAAGACUGGAGCUGUAGGUAAAAGAUUGGAAGAAGCAAAAACUAUAAAUAAAUCUUUGACUAUGCUAGGACAAGUUAUAAAUGCAUUGACUGAUGGGAAAUCUACCCAUGUGCCAUACAGAGAUUCAAAGCUCACAAGAGUACUUCAAGAUUCAUUAGGAGGAAACUCAAAAACAGCUUUAAUUAUUACAUGCUCUCCUUCUCCAUAUAACGAAGCAGAAACUAUAAGUACCCUAAGAUUUGGGAUAAGGGCAAAAGCAAUUAAAAAUAAGCCAAAAAUUAACAGAGAAUAUACAGUGGCAGAGCUUAAACUUAUGCUUGCGAAAGCUAAAGAUGAAUUAGCAAAAAAGGAUAAAAUGAUUAAGGCUCUACAAAAUGCAUUAGGUAGCGGUCAGAUUCCUAUUCAAAUAGAUGAAGAUGCGGAAGAAGAAGAAGAAUUAAAUGAAAAUGAAGUCUCAAAAUUGUCAGAAUACGAUGAAGUUAUCCAAGAACUUGAAGAUUUAAGAUCAAAAUAUUCAGAAGAGUGUGAAAAAGCAAAGAAAUAUAAACAGCAGCUAACUGAAAAGACUAUAGACUAUGAAAAUUUAAAAUAUGAAUAUGAAGAAAUGAGUGGAAAUUUUAAAGAAAUCAAUGAAAAUUAUAAGCAAAUUCAAAAAGACUUGAAGAUGGUUAUUGAGGAUAAUGAAAAACUUAUUUUAUAUAGAGAUAUGCUUAAAAAUAAUUGCUCAGACUUAGAAACUAAAGUCCUUGAGCUUGAAAAGCAAAUAAUAUCUAUUUCGUGCUGAAUAUGCAUUUUUUAUUAAAAUUCAAAAAUUUCUUUUUAUUUAUGUACAAAUAAAUAUCUAAAAAUGUUGAAAUCGAGCAGGUAGAGUCACAUUUAAAAAACCAAAAAAUUUCUGAAUUGACAAGAGAGCUUCAAAAUGAGCAUUCUAAAAAUGGGGAAUUGCUCCUUUUAAUUGAACAAAUGCAAAAAGAGAUUGAAAUACAGCGAAAUAGCUCCCCUGAAGGAAAAUCAACCAAAAGUGAAACCGACAGCAAAAAAGUGAGUCACAAAAAAUGCAACGAAGAAAAGAAUUCAUUACCCUCGCAUCCUUGAUCAAACCACCUCAAUUAAUCAAAAAAUUUUUUUAGAAAAAAACUUAUUAACUUGAAAAAAAUUUUACAUAAAUAUUUUAUGCCUAGCCACAAAAAAUAAAGAUGCAAUAAGUUACCAAUAUAUGCUAGAAAUCGCAUUAGCAUUGCGUAGGUGAUAUUAUACGUUAUAAUAAUAUAAUAUAUAUGCUCAUCACACCAAAUUAGAUAGUUGGAUUUAAAACAGUGUAUGUUAAUUUGUUCGAUCAGAACAUGGCUAAAUUUUCCUGUUUUUAAAAAAUUUUCAAUGUGUUGCUUAGUAUGGGUGGAUAAGAGUUAAUAAAACACUUACAAAAUCGUUGUGAAAAAGUGAUUCAGCUUGAAGUUGCCUUAGAUGAAAUCCGAGACCGUUAUCAAACUUUAGAAAACUCUAUGAACUUUGAUAUUGACGCAAAAUCCAAAAUAGAAACUCUCGAAAAAAACUUGGAAUUUGUUUCUACUCUCCUUAAGCAAACUCAAAACGAGAAUAACGAUUUCAGAAUCACUAAUAAAAUCCACCAAAAUGACAUUGAAAGGUUCUCUGAAAAAUACUUAGAUUUAGAACUUAAACUUGCAGUACAAAAUGAGAAGAUUGACGAGUAUGAAAAUAUAAUAAAAGACCUCUGCAAGCAGCUUCAUGAUAAAUUUUCGACCCAAAAAUCGGUGCCUUCAAGUGGAAACUUUGUAAAGCCAAUAAAGGGUGGAUUAUCAUAA
Molecule: messenger RNA, 2805 nt
Organism: Blepharisma stoltei
Lineage: Eukaryota; Ciliophora; Heterotrichea; Heterotrichida; Blepharismidae
Source: the annotation of a GenBank genome assembly